Messenger RNA from Habropoda laboriosa, 936 nucleotides. Its product is annotated as JNK1/MAPK8-associated membrane protein. NCBI's taxonomy places the organism in Eukaryota, Metazoa, Arthropoda, Insecta, Hymenoptera, Apidae. The record is from RefSeq and is a predicted model, not a curated record. Gene Ontology annotation, biological process: response to unfolded protein. Bases 1 to 936 code for a protein of 311 amino acids. Gene Ontology annotation, molecular function: ubiquitin protein ligase binding. Gene Ontology annotation, cellular component: membrane. The transcript has 4 exons.
AUGUGUUCAGUACCAAAGGCGAAUGCUUUAAAUUUAUUCACACGAUGUCCCGGGUUAUAUUGCGGAAGAGAUUUACUGCCUGAUGGCAAUUGGAGUGACUGUAGUGCAUGUCCUCGAGGAUUUAGAGCAAAUGCAUCUUCAAUAUGUGUGCCUUGUGAUGAUGAACCAAUGCUUUAUGAUUGGCUCUAUCUUGGAUUUAUGGCAUUAUUAGCACUAGUAUUACAUUGGUUUUGUAUUGAUAUGGUAGCUAUGAGGCGUAAUAUACCCAAGGAAGUGAUAGCAUUACACUUAUCUGCUUUAUUUGAAGUUGUUGCUGCAUCUCUUAUUACUUUACAAUUAACUGAUCCUAUAGGUACUUUUGAAAUUAGAUCAUGUAGAGCCACCAAACUUUCAGACUGGUAUACAUUAUUACAUAAUCCUAGCCCAAAUUAUGAGGAGACUUUACAUUGUACACAAGAAGCUGUUUAUCCUUUGUACACUAUGGUGUUUGUUUUUUAUGCUUUAGGAACAGCAAUAAUGUUAUUGAUAAGGCCAAUGAUAGCUAAAACAUGUUUACCAAUGCAAGGAAAAUUUUCAAUUUAUGCUGCUCUUUACUUCUAUCCGAUAUUAGCGUUGUUACAUGCAGUUGGUAGUGGUUUGAUAUAUUAUUCAUUUCCGUAUAUAACAAUAACAUUAUCUGUGUUGUCUAAUGCAGCACAUUUUUCAUUUAAAUUAAAUCAGUCAAUGAAGGCAUUAUUGUUGAGUUGUGUAUCAGAUAUGAAGAAUGCAAUAGUUAUUUUAGGCCACUGGCUUUUCUAUGGGUAUGGUCUGAUGGCUGCAGCAACUUUUCGCGGUCUUGGUAUUCAUCCGGCAAUGCUUACUUUAGUUCCUUUACCAGCAUUAUUUUAUAUUCUUACAGCAAAGUUUACAGACCCACAAAAACUUCAUAUUCAAUAA